Portunus trituberculatus (swimming crab) is the source of this 2594-nucleotide messenger RNA. RefSeq names its product glutamate receptor ionotropic, delta-2-like. Gene Ontology annotation, cellular component: membrane. The record is from RefSeq and is a predicted model, not a curated record. The transcript is spliced from 9 exons. Gene Ontology annotation, molecular function: glutamate-gated receptor activity. NCBI's taxonomy places the organism in Eukaryota, Metazoa, Arthropoda, Malacostraca, Decapoda, Portunidae. The coding region runs from base 1 to 1545 and encodes 514 amino acids.
AUGAUGGAUGACCAGUGCCUCUUGUGCCGCAGGUACGUGUUGGUUGGACUCACAAGAGACGAGCUGGACGCCCUCACGCUCACUCACAAGGGAAGGAAGACAGAACACUUGGUGGGUCUCGUGCAGUCUGAUAAAGCUGGAGAGUGGGAGGUGUACAUCAACCAGCUGUACUGGGGCCCUGGUAUGAGGCUACACGCUACCUGGAAGAACGGUCGCUUCUCCUCCCCAGUCUCGCCCUUCAUAGACAAGAUCUCCGACAUCCGAGGCUCUGUCCUGAAGAUAGCGAUGUUUGAGUGGGAGCCGAGCACGUUGUACCGCCGCAAUGAGGGGGGCGUCCUGGAGUAUCUGUACGGCCGCGACAUCGAGGUGAUCAGGGCACUGGCAGACGUGUUCAACUUCACUGCCGAGUUUGUAGAGACUUAUGACGGUGAGAAAUGGGGCUACCCGCUGUCCAACGGAUCCUGGACUGGCCUGGUGGGGAUGCUGGGGCGGGCAGACGCCGAGCUCGCCAUCUCAAACUUGUUCGUUAGCUCGUUGGAAGGCCGCGACGAGUACCAAGGCUACACCAACUUCUUUGACACUGACUACUCGUGCUUCCUAAUCCGUACGGAGCCGCCCCUACCACGAUGGCAGUCCCCCGGCCUGCCCUACACUCUGUCCACCUGGCUGGCCAUCCUGGGCAGCCUGCUUGUCAUUGGCGUCAUUUUCAACUUGGUGGCCUUGGCAGCAGCUGACGGUCCUGACGAGGAAGAGGAGAGUGUCAAUCUGAAAAGGUUCCCCGCCGCAAUGCUGUUCACCAUCAGCCUUCACCUGCAAGAGCCGUACCCUGCACUGCCUCGUCGCCAGGCCACGCGCAUCAUGGUGGCCUUCAUGCUCAUAUAUACCUUCAUUCUCGCCAAGUCCUACUCUUGCAACCUGACGGCCUUUCUCACCGUGGCUAGGCAACCAACUGGCAUAGAUACAAUUAAAGAAUUGUUUGAAUCAUCUCUUCCUUUGUUUGAGAACACUAACUACGUGAAAGCUUCAUUGGUGCAGUCCCCGAACAUUUACUUACGUGGUUUGGUGGAGCGGCACACGCUGGUGAAGGACUUGCGCGAGAUCAUGAAGUUGGUCCGCAAGGGUAAAGGUGUGGCCGUAGUGAACCGCAGCACCAAAGAGUUUAACAUCAACACUCAGCUGCAUCACUCCGAGGGAGCCUACCAGACCCGGAUGAUGAAGGAAUGUUUCACUGUGUAUACUGUGGCUGUUGGUAUCCGCUCCCACUCCCCGCUCAAGUACCUCUUUGACAAGGCCAUCAGCAAGAUCUUUGAGAGCGGUUUGGUCACAUACUGGAAACUAGAUUCUUACACUCUGUUUAAGAAGGACAAGAAAAGGCAGCUCUCGAGUCACCUGGAGUACAAUGAGGGCAGUGCAGAGGAAAGGGGCAGCACCAAACUGGUUCCCCUCAGCCUGGACCACCUGCAGACUGCCUUCUAUGUCCUGGCCUCCAGCUUGCUCUCCUCCACACUGAUAUUCAUGAUUGAAGUCUUCCAUAAAUCCAGUUAAUUCUUUGAACACACAAAACUACAAAUAAUACUAUGUGUAUCUUUAGUCUUUAUGAAAUGUUACAUCGUCUGCUGCUUUGAAUGAGAAGAAAUAAAAGAUUCAAGUCUUUAUAUAUAUUUAUACUCAUUAUUAUUUGUUUAUAUAUUUCCAAACAAUCAAAAAGAAAAAAAUGUGGUAAUUGUAUAUAUUUAAUGUCAACUUUACAAGUAUGAGAAAUAAGACCAUUAAUUCAAGAUGGAGUGAAUGGGUGAGGGAAGAAUUAGUGCAUAAGCUUUUUAGGUAAUAAGUGAUUCAAUGACUAGUUGAACAACUACCUUACUUCCUGCCUGAUUGACUAAGCAUUAAAAGUCACAGGAUGGAAAGUGUAUCAUGUUAGAUAAAUUGCAUGAAAAUUAAGAAAGAGCUGGAUGAAAGGGAAGAGGAAUGAGGAAACACAGGAGGGACUUUACUCUCACAUACACACAUUUUCCAGACAAUGAGACUCCUACACUCUCAUCUAACCUCCUCCUCAGACUAACAUUCCUACAGACACACUUACUAAAACCUGAUCACCUCACCAGCACUACACCAAGACACUCCUCCACCAGUGCUCUAGUUAUGGAAUGAGAAAGGGAUGGCAAGGGCAAAUGAUAGCUGAGAAUUACUAAGGAAUUUAUUGAGGACCAAGGAAGCUGAGGACGGACACAGCUUGGGUUUGUUUGAUGUGAGGUGGGUGCGAGGUUACUGAAGACAUUGUGAUCUGGUAGCUUUGAUCUCUUUGCUCUCUUUUACAAUUCAUUCUAAUAAUUCAUGUAAGAUCCUCAAAAACAGCAAAAAUGAGGAAGCGAAUGAGCAUUGCAUUAAUAGUUUUCUCUUCAGCUCUGUCACAUAACUCGUAAUUUUCACAUCAAUAACAAUCCUUCAUAAAUUAACUAGAGAUAGGGCUGGAAUGUUAAUGACUAGGAAAUGUCAAAAAAAACUUUUGUAGUACCCUUGUAUUUCAUUUGAUUGGAAAGUUUUUUUUCUCUUUUUUUUUUUUUUUUAGUCAUUAUUAUUCACUUGUGACAUCU